Teleopsis dalmanni is the source of this 1822-nucleotide messenger RNA. RefSeq names its product presenilin homolog (gene Psn). Lineage: Eukaryota; Metazoa; Arthropoda; Insecta; Diptera; Diopsidae. Gene Ontology annotation, cellular component: cell surface; nucleus; lysosomal membrane. Gene Ontology annotation, molecular function: aspartic endopeptidase activity, intramembrane cleaving. The transcript is spliced from 8 exons. The coding region runs from base 223 to 1698 and encodes 491 amino acids. The record is from RefSeq and is a predicted model, not a curated record. Gene Ontology annotation, biological process: calcium ion transport; amyloid-beta metabolic process; protein processing.
UUAAAUUUUGUUGUCGCCGUUGACUCACAAUAAAUUUAUUUAUUCCUUUUUUGACUUUACUUUUUCUGUUAUAACAAAAGAAAAAUAAUUCGUAUAAUUUAGUAUAUUUAAAUAUACGUUCAAUAAACGCAAAGUUGAAUGGUGAGAAUACAUUUAUAAACUAAAGAUAAAAGGAACAGCUAAACAACGGAGCGCGAAGUAAACGAGCGUACUCCAUUACUUAUGGACGGCCACGUUGGUGGCACUCGUUUGAGUGGAGUGGAACGGUCUGAACGUCAGAAGCAGCGUCAACAAUAUCCAAAUGCAGCAAACAGCGAAGUUGAUGGUGCAGUAGAUGUGCCAACAGUUACUGUGCGAUCCCGUAGACAAAGUGGACGAAAUAAUCAAAAUGAACGCGAAGAAGCUGGCGGAAAUGGUAAUGGAGGAACUAAUCCUAGAGGAAAUGAUUUAAAUAACUCUUCAGUUAUGGAAGAAGAGGAAGGUCUCAAGUACGGCGCACAGCAUGUGAUAAAACUUUUCGUUCCAGUUUCUUUAUGCAUGUUAGUUGUUGUUGCUACUAUUAACGCUGUUAAUUUUUACUCAACCCGUGGUGUUUAUUUAUUGUACACACCGUUUCAUGAACUUUCACCGGAUCCCAGCGUAAAGUUCUGGAAUGCAAUUGCAAAUGCUUUAAUUCUUAUGUCGGUAGUUGUGGUAAUGACCAUUUUAUUCAUUAUUUUAUACAAAAAACGUUGUUAUAAAACCAUUCACGGUUGGUUGAUAUUGUCAUCAUUUAUGUUACUGUUCAUAUUUAGUUAUCUAUAUCUAGAAGAGCUCUUGCGUGCUUAUAACAUUCCAAUGGACUAUCCAACGACUCUUAUAAUAUUGUGGAAUUUCGGAGUUGCAGGAAUGAUGGCAAUUCAUUGGCAUGGACCAAUACAUUUACAGCAGGCUUAUCUUAUAUUUGUAGCUGCACUUAUGGCACUUGUGUUUAUCAAAUAUUUACCAGAGUGGACUACAUGGGUUGUACUAGCUGCUAUUUCAAUUUGGGAUUUAAUUGCUGUUUUAUCACCUAAGGGACCAUUGCGCAUAUUGGUUGAAACUGCACAAGAACGCAAUGAAGAAAUAUUUCCAGCCCUCAUAUAUACAUCUACCGUUGCUUACACUUACAUGGGUACUCAUCUUCCUGACCCAUCAAAUUCUGAUAACCAAGAAAAUCCAACUAAUUCACGUUCCGCACAACGUUCAGGUAAUACCGAGCAAAAUGAUGUCAUCACCUCAGCUGAAGAAGCUGGAUUUACACAAGAAUGGACGUCAAAUAUUGAUCAACGUACUGCUCGUCGCCAAAUUGAAGUUCAAGCUACUGGUCCUUCUAAUCGAUCAACAGAAUAUCGUACGGUUACGGCUCCAACACCAUCCGAUCAAAAUACAACGGAAGUGCAUGAAGACCGUGGCGUUAAACUUGGUCUUGGCGACUUCAUAUUUUAUUCAGUACUUGUUGGCAAGGCUUCUAGUUAUGGAGAUUGGACAACAACUAUAGCUUGUUUUGUGGCAAUUUUAAUAGGACUUUGUUUAACAUUAUUGUUGUUGGCAAUAUGGCGUAAAGCUUUACCAGCUUUGCCAAUAUCAAUAACAUUUGGGCUUAUAUUUUGCUUUGCAACAAGUGCAGUUGUAAAACCUUUCAUGGAAACUUUGUCAGCACAACAAGUUUUCAUAUAAUUGUACUGUGUAUAUCUAUCGUAUGGUUAUUUAAUAAUAGUUUUUAGUAUUAUUAAAAUAUGUAACUAAAAAUAAAAAUUUAGGUUAAAUACUCAUUUAUUAACAAAUAAAUAAUAAUUAAUUC